Molecule: messenger RNA, 1008 nt
Organism: Pyricularia pennisetigena
Lineage: Eukaryota; Fungi; Ascomycota; Sordariomycetes; Magnaporthales; Pyriculariaceae
Exons: 4
Coding region: 1-1008 (335 amino acids)
Source: RefSeq, a predicted model, not a curated record
AUGUCGUUCUCGUCCGAAACAUCCCCUCUGCUCGAACGAUCCAACAGCCCUGAGAUCGAUCAUCUACCAGCUCCCAAUGGUGUCAACGUUCUCCAGGAAGACCGUGUUCCUAUCUUUCUCCGAGCAGCACAUUCGCCAUGGCCAUGUAUGAAGCAGAAUAUACUUUGCUACGUUCGAGGGUUGCUUGUCUUGCUGCUCGCAGGAGCAGGUGGCAUAGUCUUGUAUCACAAGCUUCAGCAUCGCACACAUCCCAAAGACGAAAAGAACGAAUACAAUCAUUCACUUCUGCAAAGUCUUUUCCAGUUCUCCAGCAUCACCUUCAUCAUGAUGACUUUGUAUCAGUGCAUGGUCUUUGGCUGGACGUUCAUGCACUUCCACUACCCCAGUGGUGGCGAGGGCUACUCUGGUAUCAAGGCCAGAUUUUUGAAUGCUGCAGCACCGCCGGAACAACGAUCGACAUCGCCCAAACCCCUGGUCUUCAGUCUCUUCUAUACCAUCUCGCAUGUUGCUGCUUUCAUGAACACGUUCAUAUACAUGACUGUGUUGGAACCGAAUGGCCGUGGCAUUGGGCAAAAGGAGAAACAGUCAGAGGGCUUCUCUGGUGACGAAGAUAAGCUAGACAAGGAUAAGAAAGGGAAUAAUGAUAACCACAGGAUCAUUGUGAUCGAUGACAACAUGGUCAGGAAUCUUGCCUUGGUUUUCCUAUUCAUUCUACCUUCGGCGGUUGCCUUAAUCGAGAUUCUCUUCCUCAACACCAUCAAGCCACCAAUCCCACUCUCGACUCAUAUCCAGGCCAUCAAUCUGUUCGCGAUGGUUUACCUCGUUUGGGCAUAUAUUGGAAUGUCUAUUACCGGCCAUGAUCCUUUCUUUGUCUUCGACCCGCCGAAGCUGGCAUCCAACAUUGUCCUGGCGGUCUCUAGCUUUGUUGGUCUUGCUUCUGCCAUGUUCUCGGGCAUGCAUGCUCUCAUCAGCUUCCGCGAGGCAAUCAUUAAGAAGCUUCAAUACUAG